AAAAACCGAAUGCAAAGAAAUGAAAACAAGAGGAAGAGAACAUGCCACCGACGUGGAGAAGCCUGUAUAUGGUGCUGGUGCUCCCCCUGCUUCAGCUUUUAAAAGCAACCCUUCACUGCUGCUUUGGGUGCCAGUAAGAGUACAACUUUACACGCAAAACUAUGGUGUUGUGGGCAUUCUCUCUCCCUCUUUUGGUCUGUCUCUCAGCCUAACAAAGUCCCAAAACUCUCAGUCCCAUAUACAUUUCUGAAUCAUUAUGUCUCUCAUCAUCAAAUUAAAACAUUUUCCUUGCCUUAGCUGUGAUGUGAUAGAAAGUGCACCCAAAACCCAUCCCCUUGCCAUGGAGCAAGUCUAGUGACUAAUUUGGUCAAACAUACAUUAAUUUGGAUGAACAAUUGUUUGGAAGUAAGAUGAUCAGUUUUAAUAAAUAAAAACUUAUUUG
This is a messenger RNA of Rubroshorea leprosula, 442 nucleotides long. NCBI's taxonomy places the organism in Eukaryota, Viridiplantae, Streptophyta, Magnoliopsida, Malvales, Dipterocarpaceae. The record is from the annotation of a GenBank genome assembly.